Molecule: messenger RNA, 978 nt
Organism: Stylonychia lemnae
Lineage: Eukaryota; Ciliophora; Spirotrichea; Sporadotrichida; Oxytrichidae
Source: the annotation of a GenBank genome assembly
AUGGUUGAUAACAAGAAAAUAAAACUUCCGCAGCACUUGCAGUUAGAUAGUGUUAGUCCAGCGACUAGACUCUUAGAAAAGAGAAGGGCAAUGUAUGAAGUGUAAAAGGCAUUUGAAGAUUAGAAGGAAGAAUUCCAAAAGAAAGAGGAGCGUUUCAAGAUGCGUGAAGCUGAACUCAGAGAAAAGGACAUUUUGAUUCAGGAUCAUCUGAUUAAGUUCAGUACAUUCCUGCAAUAGCAUGAGAUGCGAAGAAAGAAGGAUAUGGAACUGGCUUAGUAGGAGAGGGAAAGAAUAAAGGAAAAAGAAGAGGAUAUUGAGCGUGGAAAGAUUGCACUGGAAAGCUUAACUGCCAAAGCCGACAAAAUAGAGAGAAAAGUGAAAGCUAUGAAAAAGUUCGAAAUGUUCUUAGAGAGAGUGAAGGAAAAUAAUCCAGAUGAAUUCUAAGAGUUACAUGAUAUUCUGUCUAGAUAUCAAACAUUGAAAGCAUCUAACGAAAGGCUGCAAGAAAAUUAGAGAAAAUUCACAGAGGAAGUAGAUAUGUUGAAUAAAUAAAUAGCGAUUUAUACUAAAGACAUGAAUACUGAGAAAAUGACUUUAAAUAAUAAAAUAGCUACUAAGCAAUAAAGGCUGGAAAAGAUAGAGGACCAAAAGGGUAGACUAAUGGCAGAAAGUGAAGAAAAUACCUCUAAAAAAAUGAAAAAGACUACUGAACAUGGUUAAAUUCUUAUGACUAUAGAUAAUUUAUACCAGAAGUGCAUAAAAAGACGGGACAUGAUUAUUUCUAUGAAAGAAAUCAUGGAGAGGGAGCCACCAAAGAAUUUCGAUGAUAUGCAGUUAAGCGGAGAAAACGCCUUAGCUCAACUAGGAAUUAUCAAAUAAUGCUUGGAGAACUUCAUCAGACUUAAGAGAGCCUUGGAUGAAAAGCCAAAUAUCAAAGAGGAAAAGUAGAGGAAGAGAGAGAAUAAUGAAAUUGUAUGA